Messenger RNA from Parathielavia appendiculata, 1593 nucleotides. Its product is annotated as WD40 repeat-like protein. Gene Ontology annotation, molecular function: protein binding. The record is from RefSeq and is a predicted model, not a curated record. Lineage: Eukaryota; Fungi; Ascomycota; Sordariomycetes; Sordariales; Chaetomiaceae. The transcript is spliced from 3 exons. The annotation marks the transcript as partial.
AUCGCCGCCAGCGUUCAGGCUGAAUCCAUGGCGGCCCACACUCAGGCCGCAGCCUACGCCAGCGUGGCCGCGCCUCCUGCAACCGACUUCGGCUUGGAUGAUAUCGGGACAUACAUCUAUCAAAUCUCAGUCUCGAACCCAAACCCCACCACCAUCGGACCCUCCAAUCUUGGCUUGACUGACUUCCUUCGACACUGGGCGCGCCAGAGCCGAAUUCUGCAGGGCAUGGCUCGAGGUAUCUGUCCGUGGCCGGCCAAGAUCAACUCGCUCGAAACUUCCCAGGCCGCAUCGGUCGAGUAUGAAGAUCUGGAAGGAGACGAGUGCGAUCUCCAGGGAGUCGACUGGGAAGACAUUGGCGUCACGAGGAGGGAUGCUAGAGAGCGCCGGUUAUUGACCUACAGCAACUAUGUCAACUUGCCAGGGUCCGACAGGUGGACGCCCAAUCUCCCCGAUGUUGCCCUUCCACGCAGCGAGAGUUUCUUCCGCUUCCGCCGCAUGGACAUCCGGCAGAACAUCCACUUGGCACACUUCCAGCUCCGCCACGUGUUCGCAACCUCCUCGCGCUCGCGCGUCUUCUACCCUUCUAUCGGCGCCGUCCAGCAAUUUAAUCCACUGUCUGGCCAUGGCCGUGCUAUCAUGCGGCUUAGCGAUGCGCCCGCCUCGCAAAUAUCCACCCUGGCGACCGGCCACGGCGUUCUGAUUGCAGGCGGUUUUGGCGGUGAGUACAUACUUCGCCAUCUGGACUCGGGCGAACCCGAAGACGCGGCUUGCCACGAGGGUGUCAUCACCAGCAGCAUCAGCGGCAUCACGAACCAUAUCGACGUCCACCAGGCCCGGACGUCCUCCGUGCCGCUGGCGGCCUUCGCCUCCAACGACAAUGUCCUGCGCGUCCUGGACGUCAAUACCGAGACCUGGCUGUCGCAAGAAACCCACGACUUCGCCCCCAACUGCACGGCCACGUCCCCCGACGGUCGGCUGCGCGUCAUGGUGGGCGACACGCUCGACGUCGUCAUCACGGCCGCCGAGUCGCGACUCUCCGGCUCCGGAGAGCCCGACAUCACGCACAGGCUGUCGGGCCACCGCGAUUACGGCUUUGCGUGCGACUGGGCCGACGACGGCUGGACCAUCGCCACGGCCUUCCAGGACAAGACGGUCAAGAUUUGGGACGCCCGCCGGCUCACCGACAGCGCGGGCAACGCCGCGUCGCUAUGUACCAUACGCAGCGAGAUGGCCGGCGUGCGCAGCCUGCGCUUCUCGCCCGUCGGCAGCGGGAGACGGGUCCUCGUCGCGGCCGAAGAGGCCGACUUUGUCAACGUCAUCGACGCCCGGACUUUUCGGUCCAAGCAGACCAUCGACGUGUUCGGCGAGCUGGGAGGUAUCUCGUUCGAGAACGCCGGCCAGGACUUGAUGGUCCUGUGCUGCGACCGCACGCGGGGCGGCAUCUUGCAGCUGGAGAGGUGCGGCCAGGGUCUGGAGGAAGAGGAUCGUGACUGGCCACGGUCUGUCUUCACCGAGGGGAGGCGGUUCAGAGAGAGCGCGUCGCGCAGGCGCAGGAAGGCUGCUGCUCUCGACGUGGAAGUGGACCCCUUUUGA